Messenger RNA from Sesamum indicum (sesame), 3762 nucleotides. Lineage: Eukaryota; Viridiplantae; Streptophyta; Magnoliopsida; Lamiales; Pedaliaceae. The record is from RefSeq and is a predicted model, not a curated record.
UUGCCAUUAUUACACCAAUAUUACGCCCUUCAUCACUAGUUUAGAUUGAGAUCUCAAACCACAGCCAACACAAUAUCACACUCAAGACCUCUCUCUCUCUCUCUCUCUCUCUCUCAUAACGCAGACACAACAUGCACUCUCGUUUCGUUCCUUCUCCCAGCCUCGGAUGGAGAGAGAGAGAGAGACUGGUUGUAUGCGGGCGUCAGACGUUUUGGUCACGGGAAAGAAUUACAGCUGAAAUUGGAAACCAGUUCAAGAGCUUCUAAUUAUAGUAAUAAAAUCUGAGGAGACCCCCUCUCUUGGUUAACUAAGACUUCUGGCUUUUUAUUAGUCGGUUGAAGUUUGCAGCUUUUCCAGCUAUAUCUCUGAAUCAGUGAGGUUGUAAUAGAGUACUCCUUCUUGAGUACUGGUUAUUUCGCCUAAACAUCGAGGCAGAUGGAUGGUAUGGUUGUGACUUCAAUGGAAGAAAGUCUACGAGGCUCGAAUUUAGGGGAUGCAUUGAGUAAUGUCGUUGAGCUGAUGAACUAUGAGUCAUGUGAUGGAUGGCACAACAGCCCGGGUGAUUUGUCGAAUCAAAUGUUUCCCUGUCUUGCCAUGCCGUCUGCUUCCCCCACAAACUCCGGACCCUUAGACAGACUCAUCUUCAUGGAACAAUAUAUUUCAAGAAAUUUUGUAAAGGAUUCCGAUGUUACAGGAGGUUUGUUGCCUGGUGGAGAUAGAAUGAUGUUUCAGCAAAUGGAAAGACAGUUCCCUUUUCUAAUGGAUUCUACAGAUGAUACGAUUGAAGUUAUGGAGAUGGGAGAUAUUAGCUCAAGAAAGCUUAAUGCAACGGCUAAUAUAGGAAAUGGUGUGAUCCCAAGGCCUCUAAGACCAUCACUGAAUGAGAAAAUGCUUAGAGCUCUACAUCUUUUUAAAGAGUGGUCAGGAGGAGGUAUUUUGGCCCAGGUGUGGGCUCCAAUGAAGAAUGGUGGCAAUUACAUCUUGACCACUUGUGAACAACCUUGUUUACAUGACCAGAAACUUUCUGGGUAUCGUGAAGUGUCUAGAUUAUUUACCUUUGCUGCAGAACCUAGUCCAGGUUCUUUUCCCGGGCUUCCAGGACGUGUGUUUACCUCCAAAAUUCCAGAGUGGACAUCAAAUGUGAUAUACUACAAUAAAGCUGAGUACUUACGGAUACAAUAUGCUAUUGAUCAUGAAGUCCGUGGAUCUAUUGCGUUGCCUGUGUUUGAAGAUGAUUCACUUGACAGGUCAUGUUGUGCUGUUUUAGAACUUGUUACCACAAAGGAGAAACCAAAUUUUGACUUGGAGAUGGAACAUAUUUGUCGGGCAUUGCAGGCCGUGGAUUUGAGCAGCACUCAACCUCCUCGACUCCCUUCCCAGAGUCUCUCAAAGAAUCAUAAAGCGGCUUUAGCAGAGAUAACAGCUGUUUUACGUGCUAUUUGCCAUGCUCAUCGUUUGCCACUUGCGCAAACAUGGAUUCCUUGUAGUUACAAGGCAGAUUCUGGUUGUGAGACUGUACGUGUCAGAGGACAAAAUACAAGCCCGAGCGAAAAAUAUGUACUGUUCAUUGAAGAAACUGCCUGCUAUUGGGGUGACACAAAUAUGUAUGGGUUUGUGCAUGCAUGUUCGAAGCAUUAUCUUGAGGAAGGACAAGGUGUAGUGGGAAAAUCUUUUCAAUCAAAUCAGCCCUUCUUCUACCCUGACGUAAAGGAAUACCAUAUAACUGAAUAUCCACUCGUUCAUCAUGCUCGGAGAUUUGGACUAAAUGCCGCUGUCGCAAUUAGGCUAAGAAGUACUUACACGGGCGAUGAUGACUACAUAUUGGAGUUCUUUCUUCCCGUAAACAUGAAAGGGAGAAUAGAACAACAGCUCUUACUUAAUAACCUCUCGAAUACCAUGCAGAAGCUUUGCACGAGUUUGAGAAAAGUGUCGGAUGCAGAAUUGCUCGGGACAAACAAUUGUAAGGUCAGGUUACCUGAUGGUGCAACAAAAGAUGGGUCAACUUUUGCAUCAUUCAUGAAGAGUUCUGAACCGUCUCUCAUAAUUGAUAAUCUUAAAUCCGUUGGUAGAGCACCUGAACACAUAUCUGUAUCAAAGACUAAAGAAAUAAAAGACGAUGGUCCUCCUGAACAGACAAUGGUUCGAUUAAAGAGACAGGUGGAGAAGAAGAGAAGCACGUCUGAGAAACACUUUAGCUUAAGUGUUCUUCAGCAAUAUUUUUCUGGCAGCCUUAAGGAUGCUGCAAAAAGCCUUGGCGUCUGCCCAACUACUCUCAAGAGGAUAUGCCGACAACACGGGAUCUCUAGAUGGCCUUCCCGCAAGAUAAAUAAGGUGCAUCGUUCAUUGAAGAAAAUACAAAGUGUGCUUGAAUCUGUUCAUGGUGUAGAAAGAGGACUCAAGUUUGAUCCUAACACAGGAGGGCUUAUAACUGCUGGCUCGUACCUCCAAGAAUUUGACACGAGUAAAAGUUUUCUCUUGACCAAUACAGGUAGUCUUUCCAAACAACCACAUUCGAUUAUCCAAAAUACAAUAUCAACAUCCUCAACAUCUUGCUUUAGCUCUGAAGCAACUGAUGUGAAAAUCAAAGAAGAAUACGGACAACAUGUUCGUUGUUCUUUGAACGAGAAAUGUAAACCCAAAGAUAAUCUCGUGGAAACUUUUGACAAUUCCAGAUUGGCUGCAUUAGAUACAGGACCAUCAUGGCCAGCCAGUCUAAAUACUGUGCCUUGGACGACUUCAUCGAUGGGUCCGGUAGAAUUUUUCCUUUCGAAAGAACAUAACGGUUGGGAAGUAUGUGGUGGCAAUAUCGGUGCAGAGGGUUAUGAAUCUCGUCUCAUUUCUGGAUGCUCAAGUGCCAUUUUUGCUACCAAUGAGAUUGAUACGAGGUUGAAAGGAAGCACGAUAGUUGAUGGGGACGACGUAGUCGUUGAACAUAGCCAUCCAACGUCAGUCAUGACAGACUCGUCCAAUUCAUGCAGCACAAGAAGUUGCGAUGAAAAGGCGCCUCCAAAGAAUGAGGUGAGCUGUGGUGAUAGUGGGACUAAAAUUACUGUAAAAGCCGUGUACAGAGAUGAUACGAUUCGGUUCAAGUUUGAGCCAUCUCGUGGGUGUUUUGAAUUGUAUGAAGAAGUGGGGAAAAGGUUCAGACUCGAGCGAGGGCAGUUUCAACUCAAGUAUCGAGACGAUGAUGAGGAAUGGGUGAUGCUGGUGAACGAUUCGGAUCUUCAUGAAUGCCUUGAAAUAUUAGAUUUUCUCGGCACUCACACCGUGAAGUUCCUUGUUCGUGAUGUGCCGAGUGCAACUGGAAGCUCAGGUAGUACCAACUACUUCUCCUCCUGAUGUUCUGCAAAUUCGAGAGCUUAGAGGAGAAGCAUGGCCUUGCUAAGCUAAUUAAUGGUGGUGAUGUCCAGUUAGUGCUCAUGCCUUCACUUGCCCUAGGUGGUGGGUGUUAGGGGAAUAGAUAGGUGCCCAAUUUGUGCUUGGAUCCCAGAAGUUUAAUGCGACCAUUAUGCUCUUUGUGGUUUGUGAUUAUAGACCAAUGGUGGUGAAUAGUUCAUUUGCCCCUUCCACAGAAACGUCGAACAUAUGUUGAAGCCACCAGGAGGACUUGUAUGCCAGUAUCCAAAAGGUGAAUGCUCCUAGGUUUGAGCUAAUCAUGUGUAAGGAGUUAAUACUGAACAAUGUGUGUGUGGGGUAUUGCGAGAUACUCUAUGCACUAUGUCUCUUUCAAGAAGCAAGGGUGUGUUGUAGGUACGUGGAUGA